This is a messenger RNA of Hibiscus syriacus, 785 nucleotides long. RefSeq names its product ras-related protein RABA3-like. Gene Ontology annotation, molecular function: GTP binding; GTPase activity. The record is from RefSeq and is a predicted model, not a curated record. Lineage: Eukaryota; Viridiplantae; Streptophyta; Magnoliopsida; Malvales; Malvaceae. The transcript is spliced from 2 exons. Gene Ontology annotation, cellular component: endosome. Bases 31 to 741 code for a protein of 236 amino acids.
UUCUUGGCUGGAGGAAGGAGACAAGUGAAAAUGAAUGAAGAGAUGAACGGUGUUGAGGUGGAGAAUCGCCAUGGGAAUGUUCCCGAGAGAAUAGAUUACGUGUUCAAAGUGGUGGUGAUCGGUGACUCGGCUGUUGGGAAGACUCAGAUUCUGUCCAGGUUUACCAAGAAUGAGUUUUGCUUUGAUUCCAAGUCCACCAUCGGGGUAGAGUUCCAGACCAGGACUGUUACCAUUCAGAGCAAAGUCAUCAAAGCCCAGAUCUGGGAUACUGCUGGUCAAGAAAGGUACCGAGCAGUUACAAGUGCGUACUAUAGAGGUGCGUUAGGGGCAAUGCUAGUGUACGACAUCACCAAGCGGCAGAGCUUCGAUCACGUGGCUAGAUGGGUGGAGGAACUACGGGCUCACGCCGACAACUCCAUCAUCAUCAUGCUGAUCGGGAACAAAGCCGAUCUAGUGGACCACAGGGCGGUUCCAACCGAAGACGCUGUUGAGUUCGCAGAGGAUCAGGGCUUGUUCUUCGCGGAGACGUCUGCUCUUAGCGGUGACAACGUGGAUAAAGCGUUUUUCAAGCUGCUCCAAGAAAUUUACGGUGUGCUCUGUAGAAAAUCGUUGGAGUGUGGUAACGUGAAACUCAACGGUGCUGAUCACGCCACGGCGUUGAAAGGGUCAAAGAUUGAGGUGAUCGCUGGUUCUGAUUUAGAGAUAAGUGAGAUGAAGAAACUAUCCACAUGCUCUUGUUAACUUCCUUUUCAAAUUAAGAGAAUGUUUGGUCUUUUAUUCCUUUA